This is a messenger RNA of Sorghum bicolor (sorghum), 2355 nucleotides long. RefSeq names its product mitotic checkpoint serine/threonine-protein kinase BUB1. The record is from RefSeq and is a predicted model, not a curated record. Gene Ontology annotation, biological process: mitotic spindle assembly checkpoint signaling; meiotic sister chromatid cohesion, centromeric; protein phosphorylation. The transcript is spliced from 15 exons. Gene Ontology annotation, molecular function: ATP binding; protein kinase activity. Bases 229 to 2085 code for a protein of 618 amino acids. Lineage: Eukaryota; Viridiplantae; Streptophyta; Magnoliopsida; Poales; Poaceae.
CGAGUGGCCUCACGAGAUCCUGACUUAGGUCCGCGCCGCAGCAAGUCAGCAACGGCCGGGGCGAUUUUUUUCAAAAUUUUCCCCUUCUUGCCAGGCUGACAACCAUCUCCAGUGCCGUCACCGGCUCACGCUGUCACACACCCGAGAGCAAAUUGUAGAGCUGCUCGUCGCCGUCUCGCGGCCGGCGAUCGCCGCAGGGGUCGUCCCAGAGGCUCUCCGUAUCCGGGCAUGGUGGUUCUGGAGCGCACGCCGGGCGCGGCGCCGGGGGCCGCCUCUAGCCCGCUCCGGAAGUCGCCUAGGUUUUCGCGGGAGGUGGCCUCGCCGUCGCCGCCCUCGGACCCCAUCCUCCCGUACCUCAGGUCUAUCAGCAGGGCCAUGGAUGAGCUCGGUACAGGCCCUCAGUAUGACAUGGCAACCUUAGACAGGCUCAAGCAUUACUUGAUCGAAUGCAUUGCAAAGUAUGGGGACGACUACCAAUACUCCACUGAUCCACGGCUCCUCAAGAUCUGGAUCCUCUAUGCAGAUGCAAUUGAGGACUUCCCCAGUGUUUACAACCAGCUGGAGGAGAAAAGAAUGUUUCUGGAGCAUGCACUACUCUACGAAUCAUAUGCACUGUAUCUAAUUGCUCAUGGGAAAGUGACUGAGGCUGAUAAGGUGUAUGGAAUCGGUAUUUCCAGGAAAGCAGAACCCCUUGAUAAUUUGAAGAAGAUGCACUUGAGGUUUCUGAAACAUUUGGAGAAUAUUGUUGAAGAAGCUGAUGCGGAAGAAAAGGCUUCACUUUUCUUUGAUUCAUGCUGUUCGCCUUCUGCUACCCCCAUUGCUCCUCUGGGAGUGUCGUCCCGUCCCCUGAGGGUGUACUCCCGGAAACGGCGUCGCCCCUGUAUGCCGACACCCACGACGGCUGCGUUGGAUCCAAUCAUCAUGACACUGUCGCCGACUACGCGGGACAAGCUUCUGGAUAAGCCCAAACCAUCAAAGAAACAGAAGAAUGAACCUUCUGUGGUAGAUCCGUGGUCUGCUUCUACUAGGAACACUUUACUGGAGAAAAUCAAUGGUGACUUGAGGACGUUUUCUGGCUAUCAUAAGAGUAACAAGGUGUACUAUGGAAAGGUGCCCUUGACUUCUCCGCUGAAUGUUUUAAGAAACAAGGUCAUUGAGUUAGGUGGUAGAAAGUAUCAGAUCAAAGGAUCUACCGGCACUGGUGCUUUUGCUAAAGUAUACAAAGCCACUGUUGAUGGUACGGAAGAAAUGGUUGCUUUGAAGAUUCAGAAUCCCUUGUUUGUUUUGGAAUUUUACAUGUAUCGCCAACUUGAUCUGCGUAUAUCUGAUGUUGAGAGACCAAGCUUUGGCUAUGCGCAUGACAUGCAUAUCUUCUCGGAUGUCAGUGUGUUAGUUUGUGAUUACCUGCCGUACGGAACUCUCCUGGAUGUCAUAAAUUCUCACUUGGUAGUCGGUCGGUGCAUGGAUGAAGUUCUAUGCAUGUAUUAUACCAUAGAGAUGCUGAACAUGCUGGAAACACUGCAUAGUGUUGGCCUAAUCCAUGGUGAUGUCAAGCCUGACAACAUCCUUGUUUGCUACCCGAGUGGGGAGAUCACAGAGGACACUUUCCGAAGUGAAAAAAGAUAUGAGAAGAAUCAGGGUCUCUGCCUUGUUGACUGGGGCCGUGGCAUUGAUCUGAAUCUUUUCCCCUCCCCCACGGAGUUUAACGGGGACUGCGGAACCUCAGGAUUCAGAUGCAUUGAGAUGCAAGAACAUAGAAACUGGACUUAUCAGGUCGACACAUACGGCCUCUGCGUCGUUGUGCACAUGAUGCUGCACGGGACAGGCAUGAGCGUCGAGAAGGUGCCCAGGAUUGGUGGAGGCUCCGAAUACCGACCUAAACUGCCGUUUAAAAGGUACUGGAACGUUGAUCUGUGGCAGAAGCUCUUCUCGACGCUGCUGAACCCGCCCUCGAACGACAGCGACGUGGCCGCGCUCCAGAGCCUGCGGGCGUCUUUCCGGGAGUACAUGUGCAGCAACCGGCAGCUCGUCGGCAAGCUGAACCAGAUGCUGGCGAAGCAGAAGGCCUCCCUGUGCUCGUCCUGAGCUGCGGUCCGGCCGAGAAUCGUCCUCCCUUGCCAUGAGCCGUGACAGAGCCGAAACGUCCAUCUCCCCGUUCGUUUCCGGUCACCGCUGGUGCCUGUACUCCGUCUGGCUCCAUGUUCCAUGUUGUAACUCCGUCUAGGCUAGUAGGAACUCAAAGGACCUGUCACAUCGCUUCGCUAAGUUUAUCGAUGAAGCCUUGUUUGGGUUUGGCUCUCGUGCAGUCGCUUCUCUUGUACUCCCUCAGUUCGAAAUGAUAAGUCAUUCCACGAA